Molecule: messenger RNA, 1971 nt
Organism: Rotaria sordida
Lineage: Eukaryota; Metazoa; Rotifera; Eurotatoria; Philodinida; Philodinidae
Source: the annotation of a GenBank genome assembly
AUGAAUAAAAUUAAGAAGGUUGAUAAUACAAAUAAAUGGUCAUGUCAAUUUUGUACAUAUCUCAAUCCAGUAUCAGCAUAUCCUACAUGUUUAAUGUGUGAACAAUCAGAUAGUUCAUUAACUAAAUAUAAUUCCGCUAAUAAUUCAUCGCAACUUAUUAAUACAUCUAAAUCAUCAUCAUCAAUAACAACAACAUCGAUUUCAGUUACUGUUCAUGAUCGACAAAAUAAUGAUGAAAUUAAUGCUGAAAAACUCUUUCAUCGUAUUCAAUCAUAUUGUCGAAAAAAUAAAAUACAUUUUGUUGAUGAUCAAUUUCCUCCAUCAUCUGGUUCAAUUGGUUAUAUUAAUCAUUCAUAUCAAUGGUUAAGAAUUUCUCAAAUACGUUCAUUAUCAUUAACAGAUCGUUUUUUAUCAUGGAGUGUUUAUUUAUCAUCAUCUGAACCAAGUGAUAUUCAACAAGGUGAACUUGGUGAUUGUUGGUUAUUAGCUGCUUUAGCUUUAAUUACUGAACGACCAGAAAUGCUUGAACAUAUUGUAUUAACUAAAGAAGUUAAUGCACAAGGUGUUUAUCUUAUACGUUUAUGUCAUCAUGGUUUAUGGAAAACAAUUGUAGUUGAUGAUUGUUUUCCAUGUACACAAGAUAAACAAUUAGCAUAUUCAAAAGCAAAUCGUCGUCAAUUAUAUGUUCCAUUAAUUGAAAAAGCAUGUGCAAAAUUAUUUGGUUCAUAUGCAGAUUUAAUUGGUGGAAAAACUGAAGAAGGUCUACAAUUAUUAACAGGUUCUCCAUGUACUCAUAUUGAUCUUAAUCCACAUGAUCAUAUACUUGAUAGUAAUAUUGCUUGGGCAAAACUUUUAUCUGCUUGUGAAGCUCAUUUAUUAAUCGGUGCUACAACUGGCCGUAGAAAUAUAAAUGAAGAAGAAUAUCAACGUAUACAUAUUCAUAGUAAUCAUGCAUUUUCAAUACUUGCUGCAUAUUAUCUAUCAGAAAUUUCUAUGCCAUUUGUACUUGUUCGAGAUCCACAUGCUCGAGUAAAUUAUAGAGAAGAAAUAAUAACAUCAUCGAUUCUUAGUCAAUUAAAUUCGAUACUUCCAUUUCAUUUACCAUCUGGUGCUUUUUGGAUUUCAUGGCCUGUAUUUCUUCAAUUUUUUAAUUCUAUUACAAUAUCAUCAUAUGCUAAUGAUUAUUAUGAUGUACGUGAAGUAGCUAAAUUUACUCGAUCAUCAAUAGAACCAAUUCCAACAUUUCAUUUUUAUGUAUCUAAAACAUCAAUAGUUGAUAUUAGUUUACAUUAUCAUUGUAAAAGACGUCAAUCAGUUAUUCAUCAUAUACAAUCAUUUGUUUUAUGUAAUAUUGAACAUGAACCGUCUAAAGCUAUUGGUACACGAGUUGCUAUAUUACAAACAUAUCGUGGUGGAUUUACACAUUGGACAGGUUCAUUAAGUUCUGGUACUUAUAUACUUAUUCCAUUUUCUACUAGUUUUUGGGAUGAAAAAAAUCAUGCAUCGAUAAGAGAUUAUACACUUGUUAUACAUUCUAAAAUUCCAAUUGAUUUACAUGUUAUUAAUGAAUCAGCAACAGCUUUAACUGAUUGUUUAAUUGCAACUAUUCCAAAAGAAAAUUUUAAUAGAUCUUAUCAUAAAGAUUUUAAGUAUUAUUCAACACCAGGACGAUGUGAUUUUGUAAUGUUUAUUGCACAAAAUUUAUCAUCUACUAAUUAUUUAAAUAUAGAUAUUGAUAUGAAUGAUUCAAUGUAUAUACGUAGUUCACGUCAAUCAUUUAUAACUCAUGAUUGUAUUCCACCAAAGCAUAAACAAAUUAUAUUUCUUACUGAAUGGACUAAUCAACAUUCUCAAACAGCUAAAUUAACUUAUGUAUAUCAAACAUCAUUUGUACAACAAUCAAACAAUUCUGUACCAGCAAUUAAUAUUGAUAAAAAUGAUUUUCAUUCAUUUCGACGUUUGAAAUAUUAA